GCUAGCGUAAACUAGCGGUAAACUAGCGGUUUCAUCAGUGACUGCUUCGGUCACUGCGGUUUAGGACCAGUUUUAGUUGAAAUAGUGUCGUUAAAUAAAAAUGGCUUUACUAACGCCGUUAUUCGCCUUCCUGUACCACCUCCCGCAGGUUUACAAGUGGCUGCUGAAGCCUUAUUAUGUCGCUUCGCUCUUCAUGUCCAUAGCGUUCCUGGCUGUCCGAAAAACGCCCGGAGUCUGCGACCAUCUGUCCACCCAGAGAGAGGACGGCAACUCCUGCGACUUCGACUGGAGAGAGGUGGAGAUCCUCAUGUUCCUUAGUGCCAUUGUAAUGAUGAAGAACCGACGAGCCAUAACUGUGGAGCAACAUGUGGGGAACAUUAUUCUGUUCAGUAAAGUGGCCAACGUGAUCCUGUUCUUCAGACUGGACAUCAGGAUGGGACUGCUCUACCUCACGCUCUGCAUCGUGUUUUUAAUGACCUGUAAGCCGCCUCUUUACAUGGGACCAGAGUACAUCAAAUACUUAAGCGACAAAACUAUCGAUGACGAGCUGGACAGAGACAGUCGUGUGACAUGGAUCGUUGAAUUUUUUGCUAACUGGUCUCCUGAGUGCCAGUCCUUUGCUUCUGUCUACGCCGACCUCUCUCUGAAGUACAACUGUAGUGGCCUCAAGUUUGGCAAAGUGGACAUCGGACGCUAUGGAGAGAUUUCCAAGAAGUACAAGGUGUCGGCGUCUCCACUGUCAAAGCAGCUUCCAUCCUUGGUGUUGUUCCAGGGAGGGAAGGAGGUGAUGCGGCGCCCCCAGGUGGACAAGAAGGGCAGAGCAGUUUCCUGGAGCUUCACUGAGGAGAACAUCAUCAGGGAGUUCAACCUGAACGAGCUCUAUCAGAAAUCCAAGAAGAUCUCCAAGACCAGAGCAGAGAAGGUGAGUCCGUCCCAGUUCCCCCCGUUACCGGAGGAGGAGGAACCGGAGCAGCCUGGAAACGACUUCCAUCUGAAGGAGUCUGAAUCCAAGAAGGACAAAUAAGAUGAUGUGUGGCUCUCAGCUUGGACUUGUGGGUGAAACGUGAUGGUCCAGGUCAGCUCACUCCCCUCCAGCUUCUUCUCAUGCUCCUUCACUUCAGUUUGUCCACUUCAGAAUCUGCCUUUCAAACGACCCGGACACGAGAAAGAACGGCAGAAACACGGCGUUCACGCUGAUGCUGAGAGAAAACAAAACCUUUAAUCCAGCCACUGAACUCUGGUUUCUGCCAAAAUAACUCCUAACAAUAAGCCACAGUGUGUUUUCCCUUUAAAAGGAACUAAAGAACAAGCAGCAGGAGGAGAGACCAGCUUUAGAUGGAGGUAAACUUCUGUAGGUCAGCAUCAGGCCUGGACCUGUGCUCUGUUUCUGCAGUAGGUCUGAGGGCCGCUAUGGGAGCAGUGGAUGUGGGGACAGUCUGAUUCUGAUUUAGAUUGUUAUGCUACUAAUUUAAUUUAGAUUGUUUUUAAACUGUGAUUGUAAUGUAUAAACUAACGGUACGAUUCACACAGACAUCCAUCACCGUGCUAAACUGUAGAAUGAACGCCUCAACAUGUGUGUGCUCCACACGCAUGAACACCGCCCACUAGUGGUGUUUCUACAAUCUGUUCUGUUCAUCUGACAGCAGUCAAACACGUCAGCUUCGUGUCUAAAUGUGCGCUCUGGUCACGUAAAGGUGGCACCACUGAUGUCACCAGCUAGGUAACGUUUCUGUACCGCUUCCAACACGUCUGCACUGAACGGUCACGUUAACGCAGCGAUGUCCACUGAUCUGAGUCCAGGUUCCACAUUCAGCCCAGUCUGACCUCCAGUGGACCAGUUUUACUGUACGAACAAAACAACAAGUCAGAUAAAAAAAGACAAAAAAACCAAAACAAGACAAUGCAAAAAUGAGACAAACGACACAAAAUAAAAUGAAAGAGACAAAAAUUAGACAAACAAGUUACAAAGCGACAAAGAAAUGGAUACAUGACAAAACGAGACAAAAAAACACAACAGCACACAAAACAACAAAUAAAGCAAAACACAAAAAUGAGGCAAAAACCGAACGACAAAGGUCAGACAAAAAACAAGACAAAAUAUUACAAAAAUGAAACACAAAAUGACAAAACAUUCGCCAAAAAAGUUACAAAGUGACAAAAGAAUGGACAAACGACAAAAACGAGAAAAUAAAACACAAAACGACAAAAACAAUGAAAAAAGCGAAACACAAAAUAACAAAAAUUAGACAAAAACCACAAACGAGAUGAAAAGGAAACACAAAACAACAAAAAUGAGACACAAAGCGACAACAGAACAAAGAACAAUCCAGUAUUCUACUUUCUGAUCCAAACAACUUGUCAUGGUCUAGAAAUGAUUUUAAAUUUAUACUUUUACUAAUUUACAAUCUGCAGUUAAUGUCUUCUCUGGAGUUUUUACACUUUGAGGGCCGGAUUGGACCCUCUGGAGGACCACUUUUGGACCACGGGCCUCAUGGUGGACACCUCUGCAUUAACAGAUAGACACAUGUGGUGGUGCUCUGAGGUGUGUGAAGUGAUUUAAAAGACUUUCUAGACGUCCACGUCGCCCUUUUCAUGGACUUUGCUCUACAGCUUGAAACGUCCUUAAUAAUAAAAUGUUUAAAUGAUUAAAGAUUAGUGUGACUGAACAGGAAUGAACAGAAUCUAAGAGGAGUUUUCCUCCAGCUGUGUGAAGAACAUUAACAGAAAACUGACCUGAAUGUCGUCGUUUUUGCGGAUUGGUGAAUCCAGAAGUGUUCCUUGUCUCAUGCUAGCUGAGUCUGAGAUGGAAUUUGUACAUUUGUGUGUUUCCUGUAUGGAUCAACCGGCCGGCUGCUCAUAGAAAGCCUGGUCAGAUUUAUCAGUUACUCUUUUAAAGACGCCAGUUCUAGCUACAACAUGGAAUGAGAAGUUAUUACUAGCAGCUUCCUCAGCAGUGACGGAGAAACUUCCAAUCCAGUUCAGACUUGGGUAGCAAGGUUUAUUUGUUUUAUUUAGAACCUUAAAACACAUUAAAGGUCCUGCUGAAUGAAUAUGCAUCAGUUUUAGUCGUGAUGGCAGCGUGGCUCUGAGGACGGUAAAGUCGGUUUGUAAAGAAACCAUCAUUGGUCUUUUGAUCCUGUAGGCCUCAGCUGAUGCCCAGUAAAGAAAGGAGACCUGGUAAGCAACAAGCCACCGCUCAUUUCUGUUCAGGCAUCCCUGCUUCCUCUUUGAGUCUUGGUUUCUCCCAUCAGUGAUUCCAGCAGAAUGUUUGAGGUGUCCUCAUUAAAUGCGACCGGUCCACCUAUAGUCCCAGGUUCCUGCUGCGUUUUAUUAUCGGUUGGAUGAACAGAACGGUGUAGAAUAUGAUUAAAUGACAACGUAGUGCAAUGUGACAAGAGUGCAUGGAUGUGCAUUUUCAUUUAUUAUUUAGCACAUACUGUAAUGUAGAAAAAAAGCUGCUCCACUAAAGACUACUAUUGAAAACACUGAGAGACUUGCAGCGUUUUUCCACCACCACCUGCUCAGCUCGUUUUCCAUUCCUUUGAGUAGCUCCUCAUCGUGGGGGGAGUCGUCGUAGCACGGCGGCCCACAAGUCCCUUAACGUCAUUUGCAAGCGACUCAAACUGGUUUAAUUUUGGAGGAUUCGUCAUUCUGGUGUGUCAUCACUCCCUGUCCAAUCAGAGGCCUGCACUCUGUAGACGUCACAUUAUCGGCUCCAAUCAGCUCUCUGGGAACCCCGGCCCAGUAGGAACUAAAACAGUAGCUGGUACCAGGAACUACGUCCUGAUGGAAAACCUCACAAACCCAGUAGAGUCCAGUAGAUGCUGGUGGAAAACAACCAAUAGAGCAGAGGUUUACCCAUCGGUUUGUCGGUUCUACUCACAGCAUGCCGUCAGAGAUCCAGAAGAUACUUCCUGUGAAUCCUGACUCAGAGGUCCUGUCUUCUCACUGCUUGAGAUGUGUUUUAGGAACUGAGACGUCCUUUAAGGUGCUGCACUGACAUCAGUAGGAGGAGGACGGAGGAGGUGAGAUGAUGAUGAUGAUGAUGAAGGUGUACCAGACUCGAUUUAGCGUCCUGACGUUAGCCUCAGACCUGCAGACCUGAAUGUGGACUCAUCCACAACCCCAACGUUCUCUGAAGUGGUCCCACGUCCGUGUUAACUGGAGGAACACCAGAGUUGAGCGUUUGUGGACAGAUCCAGAAAGUCUCACACAAGCUGUGAUUUUCAGUCAAAUGUCACCGUAAUUAAACCAAUCCUUUGUGCUGUAAACCUGCUUCAUGAUGAACUGAGCUUAUUUUCAGAUGACUUCACAUUCCUGGAUUAUCUGACACAUUUUAAUAAACUGCUUUUACAACAUUAAUGAUCACUGACCGUUUGGUGGCGAGCUGCUGCUUUUGCUCUUUUUGAUCAAAGUAAAAUUGUUUCAGAGUCAUUUGUAGUUUUUUUUAAUACUGUUAGAUUUGCAUUUUGAAGACAUUCCUUGUGUUCUUAUUCCACCUGCUCCUUUGUUUUGUGUUGUGUUUCUGUAUGUUUUGAACUAGAUUCUACCUGUGUCACGUCCAUUUCAUCUCAGCUGCUUCUAGACUGUUUCUGCUCCUGGACAUGAGUGGACGAGUUGUUGUAAAAGAAAAGUCUGGUCUGUUUUCUUAUUCAUGUAAUAAAACGAUGUGCACAUGAA
Messenger RNA from Acanthochromis polyacanthus (spiny chromis), 4680 nucleotides. RefSeq names its product thioredoxin-related transmembrane protein 2-B. The record is from RefSeq and is a predicted model, not a curated record. Gene Ontology annotation, cellular component: membrane-bounded organelle. Gene Ontology annotation, molecular function: disulfide oxidoreductase activity. Bases 101 to 1024 code for a protein of 307 amino acids. The transcript is spliced from 8 exons. Gene Ontology annotation, biological process: brain development. NCBI's taxonomy places the organism in Eukaryota, Metazoa, Chordata, Actinopteri, Pomacentridae.